ACACCCCCGGCCACACCGCGGCUCUCCCGGAGCGCCGAGUCCCAGGCCCCGACGUCGGAUCUCCGCCUGGGCCCGGCGGGGGCAGCGGGAGGGCCCCCCCGGCCGAGGAUGUCCGGCAGCGGCCCAGGAAGGCCGGCGGAGGUGACAGACUGGCUGUCACAGCCGUUUGAUGACUUCUUUGGAAGCCCAGGCAUUGCCCCCUGUACGGUUGCUGUCAAGGCGCUGAGGGGCGGCUCUGGCAGGGGCCGUCGGCAGAAGCAGAGAGACCCGAGCCCCGCGGCAGAGAAGAGCAGAGCCACGGCUCCUCCCAGGAAAAGAGCCAAGCCGUGCGCUGCGGACCCGCCCUGUGCCAGGCCUGGGCGGAGCCGGAGCCAGGCCCGGGAGGAGCUGCCGUGGGUGGAGAGAUACCGACCUGAAAGCCAGAAUGACCUUGCUGUGCAAAAGAAGAAGAUUGAGGAAGUUGAAACCUGGUUAAAAACAUACAUAUUUCAGAGGCAGCCAAAGCAGGGUGGCUCUGUCUUGCUGCUUACUGGCCCUCCUGGCUGUGGAAAAACUGCGACUCUGCAAAUUCUAGCCAGAGAUCUUGGCCUUCAGGUGCAAGAAUGGACCAAUCCACUCUCUUUAGACUUCACAAAGGAAGACUUGAGAAAUAUGUUUGGCCAUGACUCAAAUUUUCAUACGUUUCCGAGUCAGGCCCAAGCAGCUCUCUUUCAAGAUUUUCUAUUAAGAGCAAAUAAGUAUAACAAACUUCAGAUGCUUGGGGAGUCCUCAGAAAAUGAUAAAAAGCUUAUUCUUAUUGAAGACAUCCCGAACCAAUUCUACCGAGACCCUGGCAGUCUACAUGAAAUCCUCAGGAGUUUUGUUCGUAGGAGUAGGUGCCCCCUUGUCUUUAUAAUCUCAGAUAACUUCAGUGGAGACAGCAGCCAGAGGUCACUAUUCCCCGCAGAUAUUGUAGAGGAGUUGUGUAUAUACAAUAUUAGUUUCAAGCCUGUUGCACCAACAAAUAUGAUGAAAGUUCUUAAUCGAAUAGCUGCAGCAGAAGCCAGUAUGAACAGAGAGAAGAAUUAUGCCCUUGAUAGAACUUCUCUGGAGUUGCUUUGCAGAGGUUGUUCUGGUGACAUAAGAAGCGCAAUAAACAGCCUUCAGUUUUCCUCUAUGAAAGACUGCUCAUUGGAGAAAGAAUUUUGGUCAAAGAAGAAGAAGAGCUCCACAAUAAAAUGUGAGGAAGUUUCCAAAGUAAGAAAGAAAAGUAAAUGUGAUACCUCAGAAGACCAGGAGAUACAAGCUAUUGGUGGCAAGGAUGCAUCCAUUUUUCUUUUCCAUGCUCUGGGAAAAAUUAUCUAUUGCAAAAGAGAAGCAGUGUCAGAAGCAGAGUGCCCUCAGCUGCCUGCUCACCUGUCCAAACACCGCCGGGACACCUUGCUCAUUCAGCCUGAGGAUAUUGUGGAAAAAUCACAUAUGUCUGGAAGCAUGUUCAAUCUAUACCUGCACCAGAACUACGUGGAUUUCUUUUCUGAUAUAGAUGAUGUAGUGAGGGCCAGUGAAUAUCUGAGCACUGCUGAUGUCCUUUGUAGUAACUGGAGUACACGGCUUGUGAUGGAGAGCUACAGUGCCUCUGUGGCUACCCGAGGGGUGAUCCACUCCAAUACAUCCAGAGCCUUUGCACACCAGCAGGGGGGCAUGGGGUUCCGACCCUUGCAUAAACCCCAGUGGUUUUUGAUCAAUAAGAAGUAUCAGGAAAAUUGCCUUGCUGCAAAAUCUCUGUUUUCAAGCUUCUGUUUACCCCCCGAGUGCCUUCAGACAGAGCUGCUGCCUUAUCUUGCUAUGUUAGCAAACCCAAUGAGAAACCAAGCUCAGAUUGCUUUUAUCCAAGACGUGGGGAGGCUGCCACUGAAAAGACAUUUUGGCAGGCUGCAGCUGGAAGCUCUGGGUGACAAGGAGCCCGGGCUGCCGCUCCACGGGGACGGUGCCGACGGCGACGCCGAGGGGCUCCCCUCCAGCCAGUCCAGCAGCAGCGACCUGCCUGGCAGCCAGCCCCAGCCCAUCGCAGCACAGGCCAUCCUGGAGGAGGAGGAACUGCGGAUCGAGGAGUAUGACAGCGACUGAGAGAGCGGGACACUCCCUCUGCCGUGCCCGCGCGGAUCCCGGCGCUGCGAGGCACUGCUGAAGAGCGUGCUCUGCCCAGCGCUGCUGCCGAGCCAUGCACGAGGGCUGGGAGCCCAGGAGGGCUGGCAGCCCAGUCCAGACCUGCCGUGAGUGGCCAGACAGUUCCUGGUGUCCUCCUCACUCUGCAGGGCCAGCCCGAGCCCAGUGCUAAGGUACAAGCUAUUUCCUGCCUCUCCUGAGCCGUGAAAUUGCCUUAGGGCAGUAACAAGAGAGAAAUAAAUGACUGAAAUCAGUUUGAAAGGGACUGUAGAUUAGCAGUGUCAGUCUUAAAUUAUCUUUAUUUUUACACAUUUUAAUAUACUUUGCAAUUGUGCAGUGUGUUUCUUGAGCACACAUGCCUUAGGUUGUCAGCAUUUGAAAGGUUUAUUCAAAUUCACUCUUUCAAAAAAACAAUUGUUUGGAAGUUUAGCCCUUCUGGAAAGAAGAGGCUGAAAUUUACACCUGAAAAGUCUGAUGUCCCAUACUGAUGAUGUAAAGAAAACUUCUACUGUAUCAAUACUGUUUUGUACUCUGACUUACAGAAGACAUAAAUAAGAUCUUCAUGUCUUUAUAAGUGGAACUAAUGUUGUACCAUGCAUUAUUUUGUAUUCCCCUUGGAAAGAUAUUUUCAUAACUUUUAGAGGGGAAAAGGCAGCAACUAAGCAGAAGUUGUACUUUGUAGGAAGUUAAAUGUAUAAUGUGCCGUUUUUCUCCUUGACUUGCAGUUGUGCUGGGGGAAACACUGAUCCUGUGUUUGGUAACUGACACUGGAUCGAGUGCUGUGGUUAGUAAUACCACAGCAGUGAGGAAAAAAGUCAAACCAAAACAGCUUUGUGUGGUGCACGUUUGCAUUUCUGUAUUGCUUAUGGCCAGUUUUGACAGAGAGAACACGUUUAUCCACCCUGACCUUGGAUUAA
Messenger RNA from Pseudopodoces humilis (Tibetan ground-tit), 3062 nucleotides. It is a transcript of the gene RAD17, whose product is annotated as RAD17 checkpoint clamp loader component. Gene Ontology annotation, molecular function: chromatin binding; DNA clamp loader activity; ATP hydrolysis activity. The record is from RefSeq and is a predicted model, not a curated record. Lineage: Eukaryota; Metazoa; Chordata; Aves; Passeriformes; Paridae. Gene Ontology annotation, cellular component: Rad17 RFC-like complex; nucleus. Gene Ontology annotation, biological process: mitotic DNA replication checkpoint signaling; DNA repair; DNA damage checkpoint signaling.